Molecule: messenger RNA, 736 nt
Organism: Hyphopichia burtonii NRRL Y-1933
Lineage: Eukaryota; Fungi; Ascomycota; Pichiomycetes; Serinales; Debaryomycetaceae
Exons: 1
Coding region: 287-652 (121 amino acids)
Source: RefSeq, a predicted model, not a curated record
UGCGGCAGUGGCUGCUAAAAACGUAUUUGACUUGGAGAAGUUAAGAGAAACCAUCGAAGGUGAAAAAAACGAUAAGUUCACCUUGAAAUUAACUAAACGGGAUCCGAAAAACGUAUUCAAGUUCCCAUUCCAAAAAUCAAAUCAUAAAAGGGACCAGAUUGUAUUUCAAUCCCAUGAUAACUACUUGGAGUCGGUUAUUUCUCAAGUGAAUGAAAUCUCCUUUUUCGCUUCUUAUAUAAGAGAUGAUUUAAAGUUUUCCAAAUUAGUGGAGGAAGAAGCUCAUUCUAUGGUUAUAAUUGCUCCCACUAAUAACGCUCUUGAAUUUAAAUUGAAUGGUUUAAAACCUUGGGAGUUUCCUAAUCCAAUCCAAGAUGAUGACUCCGACGAAAAAGUAAUCCACGAUAACUUGAAUAGCUUCUUAUCUGGUCACGUUAUCAAAUCGAUUGACUCUUUGAAUCAAAAUGAUGACCAUUUAAAGUCAAAUAUAAUUGAAGGUACUUUAAUCAACGGUGAAUCGGUCUUGAUUAAACAGGAUGCUAACACUGGGGCUUAUCAAAUUGGAUUGAACGGUGGGUUCGUUCCGGUUAUUAAUUCAAUUCUGACUAAUAAUGGUUACUUGUUUAUUAUCGAUGACGUUUUAGUUCAUCCUUAGGGUUUUUAUGGUUUUUUUAGUUCUUAUCAAUAUAUAUUUCUAUUAUUUUAUGUAAUACAUAGUCUUAUAAAACGUUUACCCCGG